Molecule: messenger RNA, 300 nt
Organism: Caenorhabditis briggsae
Lineage: Eukaryota; Metazoa; Nematoda; Chromadorea; Rhabditida; Rhabditidae
Exons: 3
Coding region: 1-300 (99 amino acids)
Source: RefSeq, a predicted model, not a curated record
AUGUUCUUGCAGAAUCUUCGACAGCGAUCGAUUUCGACAGAAGAGCUCCUCGUCUUCCUUCAUCGCCCCAUCGUCAAUUCGGAUUCGAGACAGCCAUGCCAUCGAUCGACAAUGUUGCUCCACGACCGUGGACGGAGAGAGAGAGUGGCAUAUGCCAUGCAGAAUGAUGCUGUGGAAGAAAUCCUGAGAACCGGAAGCUAUGUGGAGCUGACUCUUUGGGUACAAAUUGUGGAGAAGGCGGAGAAGAUCGUCGUGGACAAAAUCAAGGAGAACCUGGAGGAGAACGCCAACGUCGUCUAA